AUGAUGCACAGCAUCAGGACCCAAGUCACGCCGCUGCUACUCGCACUCCUGCUGUGCGCCCCGCCAUCAUUGAAGCCCCAUGGCGCCCUCGCCGCCGAGCUGAGCCCCGCGGCCGCGCCGGGCGCCGCGCCCCAGCCGCUGCUCCGGAGGCUGCCGAGCAUCCCCACCGCCAGUGUCGCCGCAAUCUCCAAGGGCGGCCUGCGGCGCGGCCGCCCCCCCGACCCGUGCCGGGCCGCGCAGCUGACGGCCUUCCGGCGCGGCGGCUCCUGCGGCGCGGGCGAGGCCGGCGCGUCGCACAACUCGGCCUGGUGCGGCGACAAUCUUUCGGCCCUCAGGUGCAGGGAGUCCGUGGAGGUGCCCGCUGCGGUCUGCCCCAGCGGCCGGGCCCGCCUGCAGAGCGUCGUGGGCGACGGCACCGCGGCGGGCCAGGCCGAGGUCGGGGGCUGCAGCUACCUGUUCUUCUCCCGCUACGAGUGCGACGGCGGGGACUCCAUCGCCGAGGCGGCCAUGCGCGAGGCCGGGCCGACCUUCCAGGACCUCGACUGCGUGGAGAGGGACGGGGUCGUGACGGAGGACGAGGCGGCCACCUGGAGCGUGAAGAACGGCGUGCCGUACGGCGAGAUACGGAACAUUUUCGACAUGUUCGACGAGGACGGCAGCCGCACGUUGUCCGAGCAGGAGUUCGAGCGGGGGCAGCCCCUCGCGGGGCGGGUCCUCGCUGGCCUCGGCGCCGCGUUCGAGUCCGUGGACCGCGACGGCAGCGGCUCCGUCUCGCGCCACGAGUGGUUGGCCUACUGCUCGGGCUGGAUGACGCCGAGGCCGCCCCCGCAGUCCUGCGCCCGGCUCUUCGACGACGCGCUCGCGAGCGGCGGCGGCCCCGGCGGCGAGCUCGGGCGCGACGGCUUCGAGGCCUGCGGCCGCAUGGCCGCCGCGCUGCAGGAGGGCGCGCGCGCCGUGCCCGCGGCGUGA
Prorocentrum cordatum is the source of this 969-nucleotide messenger RNA. The record is from the annotation of a GenBank genome assembly. Lineage: Eukaryota; Dinophyceae; Prorocentrales; Prorocentraceae.